AAAAAAAAAGCGACUCGUACGAUAGAGAGAGGGAGGAAAAAAAAAAAAAAAAAAAACUCCUGUUUACAACAACACAAUGGAGCCAAAACGAUCAAAUAUCACCUGCAAGCGUGUUUUAUUGACUGGAUUUACGUUAUGUGUUGUGUUAGUCACAAAACCUGCAUCAGCAAUCGACAUAUACGCCGACCCUGAAGUGAUCAUACAGAACGGCACCGCAGGAAUCCUUCGAUGCACCUUUAAGUCGAACGAAGUGGUCAGCAGCUCCGCCUCAAUGACCUGGAGUUUUCAGUCGAAUCAGCCCGACAAUCAGUUCUCCAAAGCGCCAUAUACGAUUUUCUACUUUUCCCAUGGGAAAGGAUUCCCGGGAAUACCCGAGUUCAAAGAAAGAGUGCAGUUUAUUGGAGACAUAAACAAAAGGGAUGCCUCAAUACAGCUGAGUCCGGUUCAGUUCAGCGACAACGGCACCUUCUUCUGUGACGUGAAGAACCCACCGGACGUACAGGGAACACCGGCUCGAAUAGAACUCAGGGUCGUUCUGAAAGAAUCUCUCCCUGCGAGCAACACCACCAUUAUAGUCGGAACAGUCUGUGGUGCUUUGGUUCUGCUCGUCCUCAUCGCCAUAGCUGCCUGCGUUGUCAUGAGGAUGCUUCACAGCCGCCAUGAUUAUGAAGGAUGUACGUCCUUGGAAAGCGUGAGCUCUCAGGCUCCGAAGCCACGAAAGAAGGUGGAGUCCAGCCUGGACGGCUCCAGGUCUACCAGUCCCUCGGGUCCACUACAGGGCCCGGUGAUAUACGCCCAGUUGGAUCACUCAGGCAGCAAAAACUCAUUCCAUAAGAUGGAGCCAGUGGUCUACGCUGACAUUCGUAAAAACUGAAGAGUAACUGGGGACCAAAAAAAAGAAAUAAAACACAGUAAUGUAUCAGACCUCUCUAUCAGCUGCUCUUGGGAAGGGUGGGAAUAUUUCAACAGGGACAGAAAUUGGUGCAGUUUUCUUUCUAUCCAUCUCUUGUCCUCUGAAAGCAUGACGUUAUAUGAUAAAGUGAUGUCUCCAUGUGCUUUAUUGUAAAGACAAAAAAAGAGGAACACUCUAGUGGACACAACAUUACUCCAGCAGUCAUCAGGAUUGUUCUCGGAAAAAAAAAAAAUCUGAAUGCCUUCAUAGAUAUCAUUCCACAUGUAAGAAUAUUUUAUUUUAAUCACGAAAAGCUUUGUGCCUACAAAAGGUCCUGCAGGUUGUUGCAUCAGCUGAACUUAAUUCAACACCAACUGCUACAUUUUAACCUUCGUUUCCUACUUAACUCACCACUUAAGCUACUAAUAUCUCAACAAAGUCGACUAAUCAAAGCAUCAACGCAGAAACUAACAUGACUAACUAGCAACAUAAAGGGAGAGAUUUAAAAACAAAUAGUAUCCUAUCAUGUGAACUAGCUAAUAUAUGUUUGAACACGUUUGUCUGAUCACCUCCGUUAUUUAUCACCAAACUAUAGUUGUGUCAAUGCCUCCUGUGAAUGCAACAUAAACUCACACCUCGCCUAAUCCCAGUGACUGUCCUGCACAAUGCAGAGUGUGCAUGUUCAGUAUCAACUUCAGUGUAAAGGGAUGCUGUCUGUCACAAGGUGCUACCGUAAUCAGUUAAUUUAAUAUCAAAGAAAAGUUGAGCUGGACAGACACUGUAUGAUUUUAUUAAUUGGCCUUUCUGUUACACUCAACGUAAACACAGAAAACCGAAUCAGUUCCAACGCAAACGAAUAUUAAUUUGUGCAAUUCAGAAGUUUAUCUCUAUCGCAGCUCAGUCUCAGUUAAUACUACAGUCAUCCACGACGUGUAAAUUACUGAUCUGAGACAGCCAACCAAUCGUCUGACAGUCAGACUGUUGAAGCAGUCAAUCAGAGGUUGUGACUCCUCAAAAUUAACAUCAGAUGACUGACUGCCUGUCUGAUUUUUAAAAGUAGCCAGAGGAGACCAGUUUGGGGUUAAAGGGGAAAGUGAGGUUACCAGACUUCUCUGCUUGUGGCUCGAGGCUCCAUUAGACGCUGUGAGCGUAACACACCUGAACCUCAGACCUAAAGGAGCGUUCCAUCUACCUCGAAAGUCCGAAGUCUGAGCUGGGAAUGCCAUUACACCGGAGUUGGACUGCAAUCCUAGAAGUUGUAGAAGCUGUACUUUGCUCAUACAUUCCAGUCGCAAUGUCCGAGAGUUCAUAUGGAAUGCACCGAAACAGUGGGUGGCCGAGUUGCGUUGUGGGUAAUGUAGGCGCCAGGUAUUGAAGAAAGAAUAAUGCGUCAAAUAGUGUACUGUACGGUGUCUGUCCAGCUUUACACUUUUAAGUUAUGUCUUAACUCUUAAGGCUACGUUUUAACUAAUGUUUCUGUUUCCAUAAAUCCUAAAAAUGACAUUCCAAGUGAGCUUCGUUUUGAGUUUACACACAGCUGGUGCAACAGGCUGCUGCUGACGCUCCCUCCGCUGGCCACUCCCAUUGUGAUCUUGUUUUGUAAGGGCGUAUAACGUAGACUUUACAUUGCCUUUCGGUAUCUUUGCAUGCAGUUAUGAUGACACCUACACUCUUAAAUUUGGUGGUACUCAGAUAGUUGUAAGAGAAGAAGCUGUCUGACGUUGUAUUACUGUGAAUGCUCCGUGGAGUUCUGGCAUGUUUUGUGGUACCUUUUUUUUUUUUUUUUUUUAAAUAAACUGCCUCCCGUUUGUUUUUUUCACCUCAGAGGAACAUCUUUAACAAGCUCUACCAGGUUUUUUUUUUAAACAAAUUCUGGGUGCUCUAAGUGUCGAUGUUUGUUUUCAUUUUAUUUUUAAAAAGUGAAUAUGAACACAGGCAAUGCAACCCAGGUAGAGUUUUGUGUUCUGCAUCACACUUUAAGACGUUUUUCUGCCUGUUUCGAGGUGUGAUGUGAAUUUAAAAAAAAAUAGUUUGCUGCUAGUGGUGAUUACCUGGGCAGUUUUCAGCUUAGUUAUGAGUAAUUUUCAAACGUGCAUGUUAAAACCAAAUGUUCAACUGAGGUGAAAUAUCUCCUAUGAAAACGGGGAGCUCUCAAAUGCGAAAUACACUGUUUGCAUGCAAUUUACUAACAUAACACUCAUUAUUAUGAAAAUAUCCAUCCUUUUUUUUCCAUCUAUGUAUUGUGUAAAGCUCUUUUUUUCCCAAAACUAAUGGGCCAAAUAUAUUAGGUAAGUUCUUUUCAGAUGCUUUUAAGCUUUAAAAUGCAUUCCAAAUUUUUGUUAAUUUUCUUUUGUCUUGAAAACAUUUAAAAGCCAAAUUCUAUGUUCUAAUUUUCUUCGGUGACCUAUGAGAAUGAUAUUUGUGUUCAGUCUAAAAUGCCUUCAGCUUCCGCUCGUGAUUCCGAAUGCAGUAAGUUUCCAUGUUGACCAGUAUUUGUAUAUAUUUCUUGCUCAUGUAAGAUAUAGUGCUGUUUACUGUAACUCAUUCCAGUGUGGUAUGGCUGUGGAUGUCUUUCCAGAGAAGGAGAGUAGUUUGCUGUAGAGGUCUAGAAAGUUGGUGGCUUUUUUCUCUCUCUUCUUUUAGUCUUAAUUAUUUGUCACCGUACACUCAAAUGUAUACAGUGCCUGCAGGAAGUGUUGAGCCUGUCAGUUCAAAAUGGCUUCAGUUAAGUUUUCUUUGGUCAAAAGUGUGCACAGAAAAAACACAAUUAAUGUGACGUUUUUUGAGUUUUAAGGCUAUGUCUGCUUCGGUGCCACAUGUUAUAUCUAUUGCUUGAAAGUAAAAGAAAUCACUUGAUGAUAUCGUUAAACUUUCAGUAACUUAUUUCUUUGGUCUCUUGUUAACGGUUGCAGUUACAAAGCAACAUUAUCCGGCUCUUUAGCUGCUUAAUGCUCAAAUUAGUUCACCAGACGGUCUCUAACUGUGUCUUUUUAGCUGAAAACGACACUGUGAGAACAGUAAAGUGGUCCAGACGGUUAAACAAACACUAUAAAGCUCUGUAAAGCAGAGGGGAGCUGCAGGGUCACCAAUACUUUGACAUAUUUGUCAUAUAUCUUCUCAUUUUAUAAGAAUAUAAAUACAGAUUCUAGCCGCUUUAAAGACAUCCAAGAUGGUUCUAAGCAGGGUCGAUUGUAUCAUUGUGAAUGUCGCUGAUAAUGUAGAUAUAUAUUGCCUUUAUUUAGCCAGUUUCAAUGCUGUGCUCUCAAUAUGUACCUUACAAGACUAAAAGUCUGUAACUGUAAUGGCUGUAAGCUCAUUACGCACCAGAAAACACCAUCAGUGGGUAGAAUAGACUGAAACGUUAUUGUCCCACCAAUGAAACCGAUAAACAAUAAAACGUGCGUCACAAUAAGGGAGAAAACUUUCACUCCUCUUGGAUUUUCUUUAGCCUUCAGCCACAACAAAACACGUGUGUUUGUUAAAUGUGAGCUCUGCUGCUUGUAACCGUCUCCAACAGCGAUGUCACAGUGUACUGACACACCCCGGAGUACACGUCUGCAUCACGGCAGCGAGGUGAUAAGUUAAACCACCGGAGGUCAGUAACAAGUUGCUCUUUAACAUGCCAACAUUGGGUGUCUUGGCUUAACAAUUUUGCGAGCAUUUAGUAUGUUCGCAAUAAUAAUAAUAAUAAUAAUAAUAAUAAUAAUAAUAAUAAGCUGGCAGGAAUUCAGCUGUUUUAGAGGAAAUGUAGAUAGAAGUGAUCCGGAUUCACCCUCUCAUCCUUUGGAGACCAUGAAUGUGUUUAAUUAUAAAUAACUGACAUGACUGCGUAACUCUGGCCACUAUUAUGUUUACUGUAAUGUUAUUAUUCAACCAUCUCCUCUCCUGACUUAACCUAGAAGUCCUUCAGAGUUAUUUCAGUUGUUUUUUUUUUACACUUUAACUUAUUUCAAACUGUCCCUACGCGGGAGCUUGAGUACUUAUUUACUCAGAGCGUGUUUUCAUUUAUAACUACCUUCUGAAAAAUAUUAAUUCAAUCCAUUUUGACUGUGGCUGUGACACCACUCAAUGCAGGCACUGUAGUCUUCCAGAUUUGUUUUCUUAUCUUCAAUGUAAAAGUCUUUUCUGUUGGUUUCUGUUGGUUUGUUUUGUUUUAGUAGUUAGCAUGAAUUUCAAUGUAUUCACCAAGUCAAAAAAGAAAAAAGAAAACCACCUGUAUGAUACUGACGAACCUUUUACUGCUGGUCGCUUUGCUCCUAAUUGUGACUUGUUGCAGUGUUUAGUGCUGUUGUAGAAAUUGUGAUGUAAACUAUAAAUUAUGAAAGAUUUCCAGCUUGACCAAGCUUCUACGCUAAAACGUUUGGUGUGUUGGUGUCUUUAAAAAGUUGUGAGUGAAUGCAGGUUGCAGAGUUCACUCCACUCCUGACGAGUCUUAAAGUGCGUGCUUAGUGUUUCUCGAUGGUAAAUAGUUGUGUGUUAUUUGAGAUUUGUUUGGUAUGUUAUGUUGUAAAAUCUGCACUAUGUCUUGCAUAUCAAAGACAACAAAUUCCCUGUGAUUUUAUUUUUUAUUUUUUUUUAUUUUCGUUUCAUCUCGGAAUGACCUUUGGCCUCUGUUUAACGUCUUUAAAACUGGAAUGUUGUACAUUUAGUGCCUUUUACAUUUCAUCAGCUAACUUGAACAUCUGCUCCAAAUAGAAAAUAUAAGAUUCAUUUAUUUUCCUUUUAUUGUACGUAUUUUUUUAUACACAUAAUAUCGCCUCUGUAUCCACUGUUCAAAUUUUAUAUAAAACCUAUUCCUGGCCAAUUA
Dicentrarchus labrax (European seabass) is the source of this 5699-nucleotide messenger RNA. It is a transcript of the gene mpzl1l, whose product is annotated as myelin protein zero-like 1 like. Lineage: Eukaryota; Metazoa; Chordata; Actinopteri; Moronidae. The transcript is spliced from 6 exons. Bases 77 to 874 code for a protein of 265 amino acids. Gene Ontology annotation, cellular component: focal adhesion; cell surface; membrane. The record is from RefSeq and is a predicted model, not a curated record.